AGGAGUUCUCAGUGGGAGGUUUUGUGGUGGAGGGAGAGACAGUGCCAGGGGGAGGUGAUGGGGGGGAUGGGUAAGCUGGAAGACAUGAGGGCAGAUUGGGCACAGAGGAAGACCAUGGAGACACACGUUAUCGCGGCUCCUCCCGAGCUGUUUGGAGUGGAGACGGUGUAUGAUCGUCUGGAGGAGUACAUGAGAGAAGAAGGUCCAGUUCUUCCCCUGCUGCUCACCGGACACCCUGGCCUCGGGAAGUCAACUCUCCUCGCCAAAUGGAUAGACAGGAUGGAGAGAGGAGGGAGCAAAACCAAUCUCAUUCUCUAUCACUUUGUCUCGUGUCUGGGGUCGUCCAGUGCUGAGCCCGGAGUCAUUUUCGGGAGACUGCUCAAGAAGGUGAACUUGUACACAUGCACAUGCAAGGUUGAAAUGCAGGCUUAAUAGUCACAAGUCAUCUUUGAAGGGACUAUGGCAGU
This is a messenger RNA of Geodia barretti, 467 nucleotides long. NCBI's taxonomy places the organism in Eukaryota, Metazoa, Porifera, Demospongiae, Tetractinellida, Geodiidae. The record is from the annotation of a GenBank genome assembly.